UCAUGGGGCCCCGGGGCAAUAGGGGAUCAUGGGGCCCCUGUGUCCUUGCCCAAACUCAAAAAAGCCUAUGAAAAAGAUACCAGGGGCAUCUCAUGGGGCCCCCUACUGACCCCGGGUGCUCGGGCAGUGCCCGAGUUUCCAAAUGCUCAGUCCGCCCCUGCUGCUAUGUCUUUGCUAAAAAAAAUCCCAAUACAUGACAAACAACAUCUCUAUCAAGCUCCACCUUUGAUAAACUCUAGUAGUUCUGAUCAACAGAAUAACAAAACAGAGGCGUAAUAUUGUCUCCAGUAAAUGA
Staurois parvus is the source of this 295-nucleotide messenger RNA. The record is from the annotation of a GenBank genome assembly. NCBI's taxonomy places the organism in Eukaryota, Metazoa, Chordata, Amphibia, Anura, Ranidae.